Molecule: messenger RNA, 3092 nt
Organism: Felis catus (domestic cat)
Lineage: Eukaryota; Metazoa; Chordata; Mammalia; Carnivora; Felidae
Gene: CEP83
Product: centrosomal protein 83
Exons: 19
Coding region: 919-3024 (701 amino acids)
Cellular component (GO): centrosome
Source: RefSeq, a predicted model, not a curated record
AGGGUGGUUUUUCCGCGGGUCGGCGGCUACUGAGCUGCCCAGCCGUCCGCAGAAAGCGCGUCCGCCGAGGUGGAGCGAAGCUUUUCUCCGCCGCCGCCCUCUCCGCCCUCGGAGCUCUCCCAGGAUACCUCAGAUUUCCCUGGAGUCCGGAGCUCUAGGGGCGCGCUCGGCCCUCCUUUUCCUCUUCAGCCUGCGCCGCGAGCGGCUGCCGGCCUGGCCAGCACCUCGCGUGUGGGACCUUAUCCCUUAGCCUCAAUGCCCGUGCGAGAAGAGUUGAGUGGGUGCCGGUGGUUGGAGCUGUGCAGGUGUCCCCCGGUGGCAAGUGUGGCCACGGCACCGGGCGCUAUUAAGUUUUAUGCGCGCACGUUGCAAGGACUGUGUGUGAGUCUGGUAAUAUUCGUAGGUUACAGAGAUUAAGAAGUGACUUAUCUUCCUUCGGGGCAGCAUUAAGCCCAAUACAGUCUGGAAGCCUCAGUUACUGAAAAUGGAUAUGAAAGUGAAUCAAGAGCAAGGCAGCAUUAGAAUGAAACCACUCCACUUGCUCUUGGUGGUGGUGUGCUCCCAACCACUUUCACUUUGGCACUGCCAGGAUUGGAAUUGGCGUGUAUACUCAAACUCUGGAAAAUUUUGUUCACCUUAAGGAUGUCCACUCUCACCACUUUUAUUCUACGUCGUACUAGAAGUUCUAGUCACAGCAGUGGGACAACAGGAAAAGACAAAAGGCAUCCAAAUCGGUUUCAUCUGGGAAUAGUAUUGUUACGAGCAGUAACUUUACAACAGAAAUCUCUUGGUGUACUUGUAUUCACAUUUUGGCGGGGUAUAAUUUGGUAUCCUGAGUGUCUGUCUUAGCAAGAACGAAGUGGAAAAUACUCUUGAAAAGAAAACUAAGACAAUAAGGAAGCCAGAACUUACUUUUACAUGGUGAUUUGCUCACUUAACAGUAUGGACACUUUUCCCACCACAUUUCCUCCUGGUGGAGACAGUGGGCUGACAUAUUCUCAGUCUGAGGUGCAAAAAAUGUUAAUUGAUGAAAGGUUACGAUGUGAACAUCAUAAAACUAACUAUCAGACUCUAAAAGCCGAACACACAAGGUUGCAAGAUGAGUACAUAAAGUCACAAAAUGAACUCAAGCGCCUAUUAAAUGAAAAGCAAACUCACCAGGAAAAAUUUCAGCUGCUGCUUGAAGAGCUACGAGGGGAAUUAGUAGAGAAAACUAAAGACUUAGAAGAAAUGAAACUGCAGGUGUUAACUCCACAAAAGUUGGAACUGUUACGAGCCCAGAUACAACAAGAAUUAGAAACUCCAAUGAGGGAACGUUUUAGGAAUCUGGAUGAAGAAGUGGAAAAGUAUAGAACUGAAUAUAAUAAACUCCGCUAUGAACAUACAUUUCUUAAAUCAGAAUUUGAACACCAGAAAGAAGAAUUUGCACGUCUUCUAGAAGAAGAAAAAAUAAAAUGUGAAUCAGAGAUUGCAGGACUGGAGAAAGAUAAAGAAGAACUACAUAAUCAACUGCUUAGUGUUGAUCCCACAAGAGACAGCAAACGAAUGGAACAACUUGUUCGAGAAAAAGUCCAUUUAUGUCAGAAAAUAAAAGGCUUAGAGGCUGAGGUAGCCGAAUUAAGGGCUGAAAAAGAAAAUUCUGGUGCUCAGGUAGAAAAUGUCCAAAGAAUUCAGGUACGGCAGUUGGCUGAGACGCAGGCUACAGUCAGAUCCCUGGAGGCUGAAAAACAGUCAGCUAAACUACAGGCUGAACGCUUGGAAAAAGAGCUACAAUCAAUCAAUGAACAAAAUACUGUUUUAAUUAGUAAAUUGCAUAAAGCUGAACGGGAAAUAAAUACGUUGACCAGUAAAGUAAAAGAACUUAAACAUUCAAACAAACUAGAAAUAACAGACAUCAAACUGGAGGCAGCAAGAGCUAAGAGUGAGCUAGAAAGAGAAAGGAAUAAGAUUCAAAGUGAACUGAAUGGGUUACAGUCAGACAAUGAAAUUCUCAAGUCAGCUGUUGAACACCACAAAGCACUCCUAGUAGAAAAGGAUCGUGAAUUAAUACGUAAAGUACAAGCUGCCAAGGAAGAAGGUUAUCAAAAACUCGUGAUAUUACAAGAUGAAAAGCUAGAGCUUGAGAACAGAUUAGCGGAUUUAGAAAAAAUGAAAGUGGAACAUGAUGUCUGCAGACAAUCUGAAAAGGAUCAGUGUGAAGAGAAAUUGCGAGCUUCACAGAUGGCAGAAGAGUCGGCCAGAAGGGAACUUCAGAGUAUUAGGUUAAAACUUCAGCAACAAAUUGUGAAUAUUGAAAAUGCAGAGAAAGAAAAAAAUGAAAAUGCUGACCUGAAACAGCAAAUCAGUAGUUUGCAGAUCCAAGUGACCUCACUUGGACAGUCAGAGAAUGAGUUGCUGAAUUCAAACCAAAUACUGAAGGAAAUGGUAGAGAGGUUAAAACAGGAAUGCCGAAAUUUAAGAAGCCAAGCUGAGAAAGCACAACUAGAAGUUGAAAGGACUUUGGAAGAGAAACAGAUACAGUGGUUGGAAGAAAAGCAUAAAUUUCAGGAACGUCUCACUGACAGAGAAGAAAAGUAUAAUCAAGCUAAAGAAAAACUGCAGCGAGCUGCAAUUGCCCAGAAAAAGAGAAAAUCCCUUCAUGAAAACAAAUUGAAGAGACUGCAGGAGAAAGUAGAAAUCUUAGAGGCAAAGAGAGAAGAAUUAGAAACAGAAAACCAGGUGUUAAAUAGACAAAAUGUUCCAUUUGAAGAAUAUACAAGGCUUCAAAAAAGACUAAAGGACAUACAGAGAAGACAUAAUGAAUUUCGAAGUUUAAUUUUGGUUCCUAACAUACCUCCAACAGCAUCCAUCAAUCCUUUUAGUGUUCAGUCAUCAGCCAUGGUUCCAGGCAUGGACUUGUCGUUUCCUCCUCAUAUGCAGGAGGAACAGCAUCAAAGGGAACUCUCUCUACUUCGCAAAAGACUAGAAGAACUAGAAACAACACAAAGGAAGCAACUGGAGGAACUUGGAUCUCCUGGGGAAUGAUGUUCAUGGAAAAAAGAUCAAAAGGGAUGAAAUCACUGUGACUCAAUAAAGCUUGAAGAUUUAACGUA